UUCCACCACCUGUUCUGGGAGUAGGGCCCAAUCAGCCCCCCUGCUCACCUUCUGCCCUAUAUUAGAGCCCCAGGCUCUGUGCCCUUUUCUUAUCAUCGCAAAACUCACGAUGCUUCGGCUGCUCAGUUCCCUCCUCCUUGUGGCCUUUGCCUCAGGCUAUGGCCAACCUUCCUCUCAGCCUUCCAGCCGCGUUGUCAAUGGUGAGGAUGCGGACCCCUACAGCUGGCCCUGGCAGGUUUCCCUGCAGUAUGAGAAAAGCGGAAGCUUCCACCACACCUGCGGUGGCAGCCUCAUCGCCCCCGACUGGGUUAUGACUGCGGGCCACUGCAUCUCGAGCUCUCUGACCUACCAGGUGGUGUUGGGCGACUACAACCUUGAUGUGGAGGAGGGCUCUGAGCAGGUGAUCCCCAUCGACUCUGGGGACCUCUUUGUGCAUCCACUCUGGAACCCCUCGUGUGUGGCCUGUGGCAAUGACAUCCUUCCCAACGAGGCACCCUGCUACAUCACCGGCUGGGGCCGUCUCUAUACCAACGGACCACUCCCAGACAAGCUGCAGCAGGCCCUGCUGCCCGUGGUGGACUAUGAGCACUGCUCCCAGUGGAACUGGUGGGGUUCCACCGUGAAGAAGACCAUGGUGUGUGCUGGUGGGGACACCCGCUCCGGCUGCAACGGUGACUCUGGAGGACCCCUCAACUGCCCCACAGAGGAUGGUGGCUGGCAGGUCCACGGUGUGACCAGCUUUGUUUCUUCCCUUGGCUGCAACACCCAAAAGAAGCCCACGGUGUUCACUCGAGUCUCUGCCUUCAUCGACUGGAUCGAGGAGGGAGGAUAGAGACAUGCCAGAUAAGAGGCUGCCUGCUGGGGGACAG
This is a messenger RNA of Piliocolobus tephrosceles (Ugandan red Colobus), 869 nucleotides long. RefSeq names its product chymotrypsin-like elastase family member 3B. Gene Ontology annotation, biological process: proteolysis. The record is from RefSeq and is a predicted model, not a curated record. NCBI's taxonomy places the organism in Eukaryota, Metazoa, Chordata, Mammalia, Primates, Cercopithecidae. The transcript is spliced from 9 exons. Gene Ontology annotation, molecular function: serine-type endopeptidase activity. The coding region runs from base 110 to 832 and encodes 240 amino acids.